GUUAUUCCAACGCUUUGAAGCGCGUACUAGUUGACCCGGAAGUAGCCCUAUACACGCGUGAAUCGUUACAGACACGAAGGCAACCGGUGGAGACGAGCGGGACACGGCCUGAGAAAACGUUUUUUUAUAAAUCAGUCGCCAUGAGUCUGUUAACAAAGCCCAAGUCAGAGAUGACUCCCGAGGAGCUCCAGAAACGAGAGGAGGAGGAGUUCAACACUGGCCCCCUGUCUGUGCUCACCCAGUCAGUCAAAAACAACACACAGGUCCUCAUUAACUGCCGCAACAACAAGAAGCUGCUCGGAAGAGUCAAGGCUUUUGACAGGCACUGCAACAUGGUCUUGGAGAAUGUGAAGGAGAUGUGGACAGAAGUUCCCAAGAGCGGGAAGGGAAAGAAGAAGUCUAAGCCCGUGAAUAAGGACCGCUAUAUUUCUAAAAUGUUCCUCAGGGGCGACUCUGUCAUUGUCGUGCUGAGAAAUCCUCUGAUCACAGGCAAAUGAACUGCUAAUAGACGCCUAGCUGAACCCUUUUUCUUAUGUUUUCUUGAUUUGAAAGAUCUGUAGGCAGGGGACUGUCAUUAAUGUAAGCGUUUUUGUUUUUUAUUUUUAGUUGUUGGAUCACUAAUUUCACUGUUGAGACAGAAAUAUGUCAACAAAAUGAUGUUCUUACUAUUUAGAGAGUCAAUUAGGCGCAAUAAUGCCUGAUUUUGCUUUGUCUACAAAAGUCUUCUGUCUUUUUCAUUUUAAUAAUAAAACUGUUGAAUAGAUUCAA
Xiphias gladius (swordfish) is the source of this 768-nucleotide messenger RNA. It is a transcript of the gene snrpd2, whose product is annotated as small nuclear ribonucleoprotein D2 polypeptide. The transcript is spliced from 3 exons. The record is from RefSeq and is a predicted model, not a curated record. Gene Ontology annotation, biological process: RNA splicing; spliceosomal snRNP assembly. Bases 141 to 497 code for a protein of 118 amino acids. Gene Ontology annotation, cellular component: precatalytic spliceosome; U1 snRNP; U4/U6 x U5 tri-snRNP complex. NCBI's taxonomy places the organism in Eukaryota, Metazoa, Chordata, Actinopteri, Istiophoriformes, Xiphiidae. Gene Ontology annotation, molecular function: RNA binding.